UUAGUUAUUUUGUAACAACUUUUUUUACCAGUAAUGUUGCUAUUACUGCGGCCCCUCUGGUUUUUUGCAACAGGGGCUUUUUGAGGGGUAAUAGUGUAUGUUAAUUCGGGGCCGAGCAGUAGACCAGAAUUUGAAAUGUGAUAUAAGGAAAUGAAAAAGAAAGUGACGAUCAAGAAGAGCUUACUGUAUCUUUCUUCUUGUAGCUGCCCAAACUGUCAAAAACAGUUAAAACCAAGAAUUAUGUCGUAUAUUUUUACCAUCUUGUAAUUUGUUGAACAGCUAUGUCUAUGGCAGAAAGAAUGAUUCCCCUAAAGGUUGUUAUCAUUGGUGCUAGUGGAGUUGGUAAAAGUUGUAUUAUGACAAAGUUUUGCAAUGGCACUCUUGCUAAUGGUUCAACAGUAGGUUGUGACUUCAGAACAAAAACUAUGGAUCACAAAGGUUUUAAAUACAGGUUGCAAAUUUGGGAUACUGCAGGAAAUGAACGGUAUUGGACUUUGAAUACAUCAUAUUUUCGUGGGGCAGACAUGAUGAUCAUAGUUUAUGAUGUUGGUAAAGGCAGUUCUUUUGAUUUAAUUGAUACAUUUAUUUCUCAAAUUAAAAAGUACCAUAAAGAAGAUGUACCAUAUGCAAUUGUAGCAAAUAAAGCUGAUUUAGAAUGCUGGGAAGUUGAAGAAAAUCCGAAAGAUGCAACAAAAGGUCUAUUUUUUCUCAAAACAUCAUGCAAAACUAAUUUAAACAUCAACGAAUUAUUUCAAAGAGUUGUUGAAUGUUGUCAUGAUGCAAAGCAAGAACAGAUAAAACAGAAUGGUUAUGAUUCUGGCAUUCUAUCUAUCUCUGAAUGUGAUACACAACGCACUUCUAAGGAAAAUGUUGUGACAUUUGAGGGCAUUAUAAGGAAUCCAUGUUUAACCAACGUUCCAUAUGACUUAUCUAUUUCAGUUUGCGAAGCAUUAAUAAACUGCAGAAAGUCUGGCUUUCUAUCGAUGAAAAACAUUUUUAUGUAUUAUCGUUAUUUUUUUGUGAUGCGAGAAGAUAUGUUAUAUUGGUUUAGCAACAAUAAAAAUGCAACUUGUAUUGGUCAAUUGGAUUUGAAUGGGUGUGUAUCUGUCACACAUACAUGUCAAUAUAUUACCAUAAAGUAUUAUAGUGAACCAGGCAAAAGUAUCAGUAGUAUAUGUUUAUAUGCAUACAACAAACAAGAAUUCGAAGAAUGGUUAAAUUUGUUACAAAGUCAGAGUAGAGCUAAUGAAAACCUGAAAAACGAAAAAAACCCAGAUAUGAUUCCUUUGGAUAUUAUUGGAAAACUUCAGUUUCGAAAUGACGAAGAAAUAAAUGUGACUAUUUCAAAGCAAUCAGAUGAAGAAUGUGUGUUACAAUGCAUACCAAAAUGGUUUUUGGGUUUCUUAUUUGAUUAUUCCGCUUCAUUCCAAUUUCCACUAAAGAGUUUCAGGUAUUAUAAAGACAUGAAAUCAAGUGGAGAAUUUUUAUUGACUAGUACUGACGUUUACAUGAAGCUUUGGUUUAGACCAAAAUAUGAAAGGUUAUUUGUUUCAAAGCUAAAGUCUAUAUUUGGUAAAAAUUCAUUUGGUGGAAUGGUGACAACAUCUGUUUUAAAUGAAACAUUUAAAAUGAUCUACAAAAUUGCUUGCUUGCAGUUAAAUGUUGCUGCAGUCAGUGAGGUCAUCUAUAUCAUCGAUGAACAUAUCAAGGACAACAGAGAAAUACAUGACCUAUAUUUGCGUGGGUGUCCAAUUAUUCCACAAGACAUCUAUGCCAUUACUCAUGCUUUAUCAUUCUAUCCUGGCAUAACUUCAAUAAAUUUAAGAAAUACACACAUGACCAGUAAAGGUCUUGUGUACUUAUUAAAAGCACUUUGCAAGUACGAGUCAUUACUCAAUUUGGAUUUUGGAUUUAAUGAGCCUAUUGAUUCCCCUGAAACAAGAUCUGCAUUACAAGAGUAUCUUCCAAUUGCAAGUUUAGAAAGCAUAAAGUUUAUGAAUACAGAUGUUGGAAAUGAAACAUUUGAUGUAUUUUUUCAAGCUCUAAAGACUCACGAAACGCUUACUCAUGUUGAUAUUGGCUUUAAUUCUGUUGACGAUGUAAAUAGUGAUGCUAUUUCUCAAGUUAUUAUUCACAACACAAAGUUGGAAAAUCUAUCCAUGUGGCAUAGUCAUAUCACUGAGCACGGUGCCAUGGUAUUGAUAAAUGCCCUGAAACAACGAUCAGUAAAUUCACCAGAUUUGUGUCUAGGGCUGUAUGGUUCGCAAUAUAUAUCUGAAGAAACAUUAAAACAUUUGGACGAAUGUACAAGGUUUAAUUGUAAAUCUGAAGUAGAGAAGGAAGUAAAGAUGGCAAAAACAGAGGGGCAAAGUCUUCCAAAAACACUGUCUGAGUUUAUACUUGAAGGAGAUGAAAUGCAUCAACAAAACCUCAAAGAAAACGAAGUUGUAAAAGUAAAAUUGAAAGAAAAAAAUCAAAACGAAGAAAAAAUUGAACAGAAAAGAUAUGUUGGGCUGGCAUGUGGAAGUGAUAGGGCUAAAUCCAAUAUUAAAAACAACUACUUCUCUCCGCUUGAUGAUCCAGAAAAAAUGGUGGCAUAUGUGUUGGACCAAAAGUUUAUUGGCGAAAGAGAAAAUGGGUCAUACUUUUCAGAGACACUGCUGGACAAUUAUGGUAAAGCGAAAGAAUUAUGGGCUUCAUGUAAUAGGUGCGAUCAUCCUGUGCUGGACGUGGUAGCAUAUUAUUGUAAUAAUAAAACACACAAGAACUUACUGGCUGAUGUAAACACAGCUUUAAAAGAAUGUCGAUUUUUUGGACUUGUGAUUGAUGAAGAAGAAAUUCAUCCAGUUCAAGAAGUUGAGGACUCCAUUGAUCUUCCGAAAUUUAAUGAGAAAAAACGACAGAUAUUUUCAAUAAUAUCAAAUCAAAUUGGUUUCGAAGCAAGGUAUUUGUCUCAUUUCCUAUUGGACUUUGAUGACGUUCUCACUAUAUCAGUUGCUAAUGAGGGAAAUGUGACGGCAUACACUAGUGACGUUCUGGCAAGGUGGUAUAUAAAAACGAAAAAAGAACUGCGAACUUGGAAAAACUUGCGAAGUGUUCUAAAGUUCUUGGGUAAAGGUAAACUGAUUGAAGAUAUUGAAUUAGAUUUUAAGGACUGAACCUAAUUAUUUUAAGUGUUUAUUCUAUGAUUUCUUUUCUUUUAAAAAUUAUUACUCAGACAUCUAACAAAAUUGACUUUGGAGUCUUUUUAAUUAUCUUUAUUUUUUAUGUGGGUAAAACUAUAUUUGUGUGGCCUAAAAUGGUCCACACUUAAAGAACUCUUUUAUGCUAAGUCAGUAUUUAUUUUGAUUAAUUAUUUUUUUAAAAGAUUUAUGUCCACACUCUUUGCAUUUAUUUCUUAGGUGUGUAUUUAAAAUUUUGUACAUAUAACAUUUUAGUCGCACAUAUUUUAUAAGCUUGUAAAUAUGCUCACUUCUAAUUGUGUAUUAUAGAUAUUUUUUAUGAAAUUUAUAGAAUUAUAAAUAACACCAUGUUAUAAAUAUUCCAGCAGUGAAUAGUUUUGAAUUUUAAUCGUUGUAAAAAUAGUAUGUUUUAGUCCAAGAACAAAUAUUGU
Messenger RNA from Hydractinia symbiolongicarpus, 3613 nucleotides. RefSeq lists its product as uncharacterized. Gene Ontology annotation, molecular function: GTPase activity; GTP binding. Lineage: Eukaryota; Metazoa; Cnidaria; Hydrozoa; Anthoathecata; Hydractiniidae. The record is from RefSeq and is a predicted model, not a curated record. The transcript has 12 exons. The coding region runs from base 282 to 3158 and encodes 958 amino acids.